Messenger RNA from Synchytrium microbalum, 801 nucleotides. RefSeq lists its product as uncharacterized. NCBI's taxonomy places the organism in Eukaryota, Fungi, Chytridiomycota, Chytridiomycetes, Synchytriales, Synchytriaceae. Bases 1 to 801 code for a protein of 266 amino acids. The record is from RefSeq and is a predicted model, not a curated record. The transcript has 4 exons. Gene Ontology annotation, cellular component: nucleus. Gene Ontology annotation, molecular function: DNA-binding transcription factor activity; protein dimerization activity.
AUGGCAUACUCGUCGAAUGAAUCCGCAGAAGAAGAAUAUGGAGGCUUCACUCUCUACUCUGGCGGCCCAACAGACACUCCAUCUCCACAACCAUCCACAUCCCUCCAACAAAACCUCAUAUACGACCAACACAACAACAUCAACAACAUACACCCAAACAUCCCAACAUCAGGCGUAGGCCUCGCAACAAUCGUGACCCGAUCAUCACGUACGCGAAACGGCGGCCACCAUAAUACAACCUCCACCAUCCAACAACACCACACAUCAAACGGCACAUCAUCAUCCUCCUCGUCAAUCACAAAAGAACACCGUGAAACACGCCAAAAAAACAAUCACAAUGUCAACGAACUUGAUUCCAAGGACGCGAAAUCACCUGUUGGGAGUGAAGAAUGGGUUGCACAACGACGACAGAAUCAUAAAGAGGUUGAGAGAAGGCGUAGGGAAGCAAUCAAUGAUGGGAUUAACGAGUUGGCGAAAUUGGUGCCUGAGGGUGAAAAGAAUAAGGGGAGGAUAUUGCAGAGGGCUGUUACGUAUAUUCAAGAGUUGCGGGAUAAUGAGGGCGCGAAUAUCGAGAAGUGGACUAUGGAAAAGUUGGUUUGUGAACAAGCAAUACAAGAACUGUCUGAUCGAAAUGUGGCACUACAAGAAGAGAAUGAACGAUUACGGGCUCACAUUCAGGAAUUGCAUGCUGCCAUGACUGGAGUUGGACAGCAGCAGCAGCAGCAACAACAGCUUCAGUUGCAUCAACAACAGCAAGGAGAUGACGAUGAUCUCAAGAUAUUAAAGAGGAUUCGUCGAUGA